Messenger RNA from Helobdella robusta, 534 nucleotides. RefSeq lists its product as hypothetical. The transcript has 2 exons. Lineage: Eukaryota; Metazoa; Annelida; Clitellata; Rhynchobdellida; Glossiphoniidae. Gene Ontology annotation, cellular component: nucleus. The annotation marks the transcript as partial. The record is from RefSeq and is a predicted model, not a curated record.
AAAGCCUAUCAAUGUAAAACUUGCAACAGAGUAUUUGUUAGAAAAAAGUUCUGGUUGAAACACAAAAAAUCACACAGAAAUUCAGAGAAUAACUCAUUCUUUUACAACAACCAAACCUCAGUAGAAAAAUUAUUUUCAUGUGAAUUAUGCAAACAUGUAUUUACAUCUAAAGGAAAUUUAAAGAGGCAUUUAACUGUUGUUCACCAAGGUGUCAGGAGUUAUAGUUGUUCUUAUUGCCAUAAAUUAUUUGGUCAGAAAGUUUCACUUCAAUGGCAUUGCUUGUCUGUGCAUAAAAGUGAUGAAGACCUUCUAAUGUGUCAUCAGUGUGGCAGGCAGUUUUCCAUUCUGAGGUACCUAAUGAGGCACGUACAAACAGCACACACUCAAACAUCACACAAGCAGUACAAAUGCUUACUUUGUGUGAAAUCAUUUGUAACUAAAAGUGAACUUCAAAAACACCAGAUAGUGCACACAAAAUUUAAGUGUGGCAAAUGUGAGGGCGUGUUUACUGGGAAGAGGGCAUAUUCUUUUCAU